ACCAAAAGCCACACGUCGGGCUUGUAAAUAAGCCCGGCUCCGCUGUUUGUUGUGCUCUGCGCUCGCGAGUCAUGUUCACAGCGUGGGGGUGGGGGAUGGACACGCAACCGCGGAUGCCCCGGCCAGUUGUUUGCUCGCAGUCUUCCUGGGCUGGACCUUAACCAGGUAGAGCCGUCACGUUUUUUUUGUUUUUCUCAUCCGUGUGUGUGUGUUAAAAAGCGUGCAAGAGGAGUCUUUUAUCAGCACCAUCAACAAGCGCACGAACGGUUAGGUUACUGAUUACAGGUGAUGCUGUAGUUUGUUUGCGAUAAGGCUUGCUUUGCAGCGCAAAGUCCUGCAAGGUACAACAAGUCUGCAGACUACUUUGUUCACAUCUCUUCCAUCCACCUUAAGACCACCGCUGCUUCUCAGGUAAAGACUUUCUCUUUGGCUUUCUUCGCCGAAUGAAUCAAGACCGCGCAGUUAAAACGGACGCCGGCGGGAAACAGGACUUACGAGGAUUUCCCGGGAUUUGUGAUUGAGUUUACUCAUGUUUAUUGCGUGACAUGAUUUUUUUUUUUUUUUUUUAUUUAGUCAAAGAAAAAUUCUCACAUUGGUCAGCAAGCCACGACAGCAUCAUGAGUGUAGAGUCCGCGGAGCCGCGUGAUGCCUGCUGCUCCAAGCUCAAGCUUUUUAUAGCCUCUCUGGCAUUCGCCUACUUCGCCAAAGCCUUCGGCGGCGCGUACAUAAAGAGCUCCAUCACCCAGAUCGAAAGGCGCUUCGACAUCCCCAGCUCCCUUAUCGGGGCCAUCGACGGUAGCUUCGAAAUCGGCAACCUUUUGGUCAUCGCCUUCGUGAGCUACUUUGGCGCCAAGCUCCAUCGCCCCAGACUGAUUGCGAUUGGCUGCUUGAUCAUGUCUGCUGGUUCCUUCCUCAUUAGUCUACCUCACUUUCUCCAGGGCCCGUAUAAAUACGAGACCAGCGUGGCUCACAACGUCCAGGCCAAUAACACGGAAAGCGUCCUUCCAUGUUCGGCCAACCACAGUUUGACGGAUUUGGAUUACGCGCCGGAUUUAGCAGCACGAGCUGAUUGCGAGAAGGCCGUCGGUUCGUCCAUGUGGAUUUACGUGUUCCUUGGAAACAUGCUGCGUGGGAUUGGAGAAACCCCCGUCAUGCCCCUGGGGGUGUCCUACCUGGAUGACUUUUCCAGAGAAGAGAACACGCCUUUCUAUUUGGCCUGCAUCCAUACGGUGGGAAUCCUGGGCCCCAUGUUCGGGUUCAUGAUGGGAUCCUUCCUCGCCAAGAUCUACGUGGACAUUGGAUCCGUGAACUUAGACAGCGUGACCAUCAACUACAAGGACUCCCGCUGGGUCGGGGCCUGGUGGCUGGGCAACAUCGCAACGGGCACGGUUAUCUUGCUCUCCAGCAUCCCCUUCUGGUUCCUGCCCAAGUCUCUACCAAAGCAGGGGAAGGAGAAGUGCCAGAGUCAAGGCCUGGAGCUCUCCACAGAUGCCGAGCAGGAUCAUUUCCUCCAGUACGAGGAUCACGAAGAGAAAGAAGUUACAUUCCAGGAAAUGGCUAAAGAUUUCAUUCCGUCACUGAAGAGACUCUUCAAGAACAGCAUCUACUCCCUGUUGAUGCUCACCUACCUGGUGGCUGUCAACGGCUUCAUCGGCUUGAUCACCUUCAAGCCAAAGUACUUGGAGCAGGUCUAUGGCCAAUCGGCCUCCAAGGCCAUUUUCCUCAUAGGUAUCCUCAAUCUGCCAGCUGUGGCGUUAGGCAUCAUCGCCGGAGGUUUCGUCCUGAAGCGUUUCAAGCUGGGCGUGGUUGGGGCGGCCAGGGUGUCCAUCACGGCGUCAUUCGGGUCCUUUUGCCUGCUGCUCGUGCAGGUCUUCCUUCACUGCGAUAACGCGCAGGUGGCUGGCCUCACCGUCACGUAUCACGGAAUCCCUGACGUGUCCUAUGAGCUGCAGACAUUGUUGUCACCAUGCAACGCCGCCUGUUCCUGCUCAGUGAAGCAGUGGGACCCGGUGUGCGCCUACAACGGGAUGACGUACGUUUCUCCCUGUCUGGCUGGGUGUCAGACCGCCACGGGUAGUGGAAAGGAGAUGGUGUUCCAUAACUGUUCUUGCAUUCCCGAAAUGAUCAGUCCAAGCCAAAAUACUUCAGCUGUCCUGGGGCAGUGUUCCAGGAGAAGCAACUGUGACCGGAUCUUCAAAAUCUACAUGGUUAUCUCUGUGGUGGGCUCCUUCAUAUCGGCGUGUGGAGGCACCCCUGGUUCCAUCGUGCUGCUCAGAUCCAUACAGAAAGACUUGAAGGCUCUGGCUUUAGGAAUGCAGACGCUAAUCGUAAGAACUCUGGGUGGGAUACCUCCUCCUAUAUAUUUCGGAGCUCUUAUUGACCGGACCUGUUUAAAAUGGGGUACCAAGCAGUGCGGCGGCCGCGGCGCGUGCAGACUUUAUGACGCCGACGCGUUCAGGUGGACCUUCAUGGGGUUGAUCGCUGGAUUCUACUUCCUGUCGAACACAAUGUGGGGAUGCCUGUACUGCAAAAUUGUCCGGAAGCAGAAGAAACUCGCACUGCGGGCCCAAGCCAAAGAAAACGGACUCAAGGGGGACGGCGUGAACGGACACGCUAACGUCAAUAUAGCGCCAAACAAAGAGGACACGAACAAUGAGAGCACCAUUUAAAUGAUGUAGUCAUGG
Molecule: messenger RNA, 2684 nt
Organism: Syngnathoides biaculeatus (alligator pipefish)
Lineage: Eukaryota; Metazoa; Chordata; Actinopteri; Syngnathiformes; Syngnathidae
Product: solute carrier organic anion transporter family member 1C1-like
Exons: 13
Coding region: 546-2669 (707 amino acids)
Biological process (GO): sodium-independent organic anion transport; transmembrane transport
Cellular component (GO): membrane
Molecular function (GO): protein binding
Source: RefSeq, a predicted model, not a curated record